Molecule: messenger RNA, 1897 nt
Organism: Adelges cooleyi (spruce gall adelgid)
Lineage: Eukaryota; Metazoa; Arthropoda; Insecta; Hemiptera; Adelgidae
Gene: Drgx
Product: paired mesoderm homeobox protein 2B
Exons: 9
Coding region: 292-1530 (412 amino acids)
Biological process (GO): regulation of transcription by RNA polymerase II
Molecular function (GO): RNA polymerase II transcription regulatory region sequence-specific DNA binding; DNA-binding transcription factor activity, RNA polymerase II-specific
Source: RefSeq, a predicted model, not a curated record
CUCCGCCGCAGGUGUCGCACUUUCUUCCGUCUUUGAAACAUCCCGAAUAACGAAAAUAUGGUUUUCUUUGAAUAACUUAUAAAAAAAAAAAAACGUUUUACCGUUUAUUUGUUAUUUAUUUUUUUAAAAGUUAUUAAUAAUUGUUACGUUAUCUCGAUGACAACUGAAUAUUGACAACCGCGUGACCAAAUGAACCGAUAAUCGCCGACAACGUCUAAACGAAUUUCUGACGUGGAGGAUAGAAAACUUUCAAAAAUUAAACCGUUCUUGAGUAAGGGAGCAGCUGGUGGAAUGUUCUGCUAUCAUUGCCCAGCGCCCCCUCUACAUCCAACACCACCAACGCGGAUACCGUCAAUCGACUACCCGUUUUCAUCGUCUCAUCCAUAUUCUAGCUACUCGUAUCAUCCAGCUAUUCACGAUGAUUCAUUUGUGAGGCGCAAGCAAAGAAGAAAUCGAACUACAUUUACUUUACAACAACUCGAGGAAUUAGAAACAGCAUUCGCUCAGACCCACUAUCCCGAUGUGUUUACUAGAGAAGACUUAGCGGCCAAAAUUCAAUUAACUGAAGCUCGCGUCCAGGUAUGGUUUCAAAACCGUCGGGCCAAAUGGAGAAAAGCGGAACGACUGAAAGACGAGCAGAGGAAACGAGAAGAGCACGACAGGACGGGGUCGCUCCAAGAGCAGUUGGAUCAUAUGGCCAAAGACAUGCAGCAUUCGCCUACCACUAAAGGAGACGCUAUAGAAGGAGAACAUAGAGACGACGGGCAUAGUGGAAGUGAACCGGACGAAGACGCUAGAACCAGCACGGUACAUAUCUCUGACAGAAGUGAAUCACCGGCCAGUUGCAGCGGUAUGAACGGAAGUGGCACCGAAGAUAGACCGUUGUCGCCAUCACCCACAGGAAACGGAACGACCGUGCCCGACUCGCCGACUCCAAGUCUUAGUCCAAGUGCGUCUCAAGUGCGACCACCCGUUAGCGUGGCCACGUCCACGUUCAAUCAUUCCAUAUUCACGCCAUUCUCGUCUGAAGGCAAUGGAUUUAGACCAGUUUCCGAUCCGGCAAUAUCCAGACCCAUAUUUCUGCCACCUCAUUUCGGAUCGUUACCAUCGCCUCUGUUCACUGGCCUCAAAGGAUUCGGAUGCAGUUGUUGUACGAUGAAGCCGUUUGGUUCGAUGUCCGAAGGUUCUGGAGGCGGCGGAGCCGAGCACCGUUCGUCUAGUGUGGCCGAACUAAGACGCAAGGCCCAAGAACAUUCGGCCGCGCUCUUCCACAGUCUGCAGCACGUUGCCAACAUGCAGCACCACGCGGCCGCGGCCGCCGCGUUCCAGUUGCCCGUCGGCCUCGGGCUGCAGUUGCCAUCACUGACGUCCACGUUGCACGCGCUGGCCGCCAACCGCAAGGCUGACCAUCAUCAACAGAUGCCGCUGCCGCAUCCACAGCCCCUUUCGCUGACCACCUCGUCCACCGAAACGACCGCCACGACCACAUCGCCGGUACAACCGCCGUCGGAGUCCAAUAAUAACAACUAAUCAACGUGCCCUAGUAGGCCCUAGUUCGGUUAUUACCUUACUGAUAAGCUAUAUGUAAUGCGAUGUAAGUAUUUAUAUUUUAUGUCAUAUUAAACAACCAAACACUCUCAGGUACCGCAUACAUUUGCAUCAAAAAGUCAAAAGGCCCACGUGUUUUUGUACGAAAUCUAUUCCUGCAUUGCAAUUUUUGAUAAUUGUACAUUUAUAUUUAUAUUAUUAUAAUUAUUAUUACUAUAGUAUGUUAUACAUUAUUGUAAGUAGAUAUGUAAAAUAUAAUAUCAUCAGUAUAGAUAACGAAAAUAUAUUAUUAUCUAUCUUAACGGUAAUACAUCGAGUAAAAAUAAUAAAACGAUAUAAAGAUGAAUAU